CACACACAGCGUCCUGCCCUUCCCCGGCUCCGGCUGUGGAGUCAUGAUCCGCUGCUGCUGCUGUCGCUGUCUUCCCGGGAACCCGUCUUCCGUCCCGAGCCCAGCAGACACAGCCAGCCUGCGGGCAGCGCGCCUCUGAGCCCGGCGAGCCCCACGGAGGAGACGCCGCAGGAGGCGGCGGAGGGAUACAGAGAUCCAGGGCGAAGCGGCGGUGGAGGAGGAGGCGGAGGGCGCUCUGGCUGAUGUCGGCUGGCCGUCACUCCUGAAACCGGCCUCGGUCGCUCUCCCAGACACCGCGGCGGAAUGGGAUCAGUGUGUGCACAGUGAGGAGCUCUGAUGUGGGAAUGCCCCAGUGUCUGAGGUUGGCAUCACAGUGAGUGCAGGACUCACUGACAGACAGACAGACACAACUGCUGUACCUACACCCCCUCAGAUUCCCCUACGUCCUCAGCCAAUCAAAUGCACACUGAAAAUAAACUCACCAGUCAUGGAAAGCAAUCACAGAUCCCCAGCGUAAACCACCAGCAGCAGCAAGGAACUGCCGGCAACCUGGGGUCAAAGGGCAGCGGCAACCAUGCAGUCAAAGCCAAUCAGAUCUCUCCGGGAAACCCGGGCAUGAAGAGCGUGGGCCAAUCAGGGGGCAGCGCUGGCGUGGGCGGCAUGAUGAAGACCAAGGCCAAGCGAGAGAGGAGCAUCUCUAUGGAUGCAGCGGACCAGCGAGACUCACUCACACCAGUACUGGAACCGGACAAUAAAGAGGGCGUGAUGCGCAGUAAGCGGCGCUGUGUUCUAGAGAAGAAGCAGCCCUACAGUGGGGAUGAGUGGUGCUCAGGGGCAGAGAGUGAGGAAGAGGAGGAGAAACCCCCCACCGCUACACACAGAGAGCGAGUGAUGUCCUGUCCGGGUCAGUCUCUCUCUGGUCCGUCUGCGGUGGGCUCGGUCGGAGAGCAGGGCGGGGCUGGGGGUAUGGGGUGUGGUCUCGGUCCAGGGCUGCGUCCCGAUCUGACCUCUCACCCCCCUCAGCAAGUAGUGUACGUCUUCACCACCAGUCUGGCCAACAGUGCUGCAGAGGCAGUGAUGCACGGUCAUACAGACUCCAUCCUCCUGUUUCACCAGCAAAAUGUUCCUCGCACCAAACUGGACCAGUGCACUGCUGUUGGGAAGCUUCCCAGCCUAUCAGAGCAGCUCAGCUCUAGUAGCACCCCUCCCAUGGGCACGCCCAAAUCCCAAAGCGGUACACCUCGGCCGGCCUCUGGCGGUGGAGUUGUUGGGGGGCACCUGGCGAGCGGAGGUACGCCCUCGUCCACGGUUCAUCCGGAAAGCGAAAGUUCCCAGACGCAUCCUGUCGGGACUCCCAGUCACAAUAACGGUGCAGCAUCCCAUCCGUCUGGACCGGGAAGCUCGGGCCCGCCUCCUUCAGGGGCUCCAGGCUGUGGAAUGGUAGAUGGAUCGGGCCCCAUCAAUCACCCAGGCGCAGGGGUCUCGCCAACGGUCAGUCCAAACAUGCUGUCUGCCCACCUUCAGGGUGAGCACGAUCAGCCUGGAGGCCCAAUGAACACUGACGGACUAUCUAAAGAGCAACUGGAGCACCGCGAACGUUCCCUGCAGACGCUGCGGGACAUAGAGCGGCUGCUCCUGCGCAGUGGUGCAGGCGGUGCUGGUGGCCAUGGAGACCCUGGAGGUCCCAACAGUAACCCGAACAACAGCUCCAACGUUAACAAUAACAAUAAUACUGAUGGAGGUAGAAUUCUGGAGGAUGGCGAGAACCCUGGGGGAGGUGCUGGCAACAACAGUGGCCUGCCCCCUGGUAUGCCCCCUGGCAUGCCCCCUGGUAUGCCCCCUGGUAUGGGUGGAAUGAAGAAGUACGAGGAACCUCUGCAGUCUAUUAUCUCGCAAACGCAGAACCUUGGCGGGCCUGGAAUUGACGACACCAUGAUGGGUCCACACCACGGCAUGCCCCCUCAUCACCACCUGUCUUCGCCCUCAGGACUGGACAUGGGUCCAAUGCUGGGUCCUGACGGGCUAACUCCAGAGCAGAUGGCCUGGAGGAAGCUGCAGGAGGAGUACUAUCAAGAAAAGCGUCGUCAGCAGGAGAUACCGCCUCAACACUUCCGCAUGAUGUCUGAAAUGGGCAUGCCUGGGGCGCCGCACCUCAUGAUGAGGGGUCCUCCACCUCCAUACCACAGCAAACCUGGAGACCAGCAGUGGGGACCAGGGCCUAUGAUGGGCGCAGGGAUGGGAGGGAAUCUGAGGAUGAUGGACAUGCAUCAAGAGGGGCCUCGGGGUCCCAGGUUUCUUGGGCAGAUGCAGCGAGGCCCCCCGGGUGGUGGUGGGUACCCCGGAAGCCCUGGUGGAGUUUUACCCAUGGAAGGGUUAGGACCUCAAAGACCUCCCAGACCAGGAAUGGGCUGGCUGGAUGACAUACCCCCAAAUAUGGGUGGAGGUGGUCCAUUUCAUGGGUGCUACCCCCCUGGAGGGCCUGGCGGACCACCUCAGCACAUGCAGGGUGAUCUGGAUCGACCCUUGACGCGAGAGGAGAUGUUUCGGAUCAUGGAGAAACGACAGCUGCAAGGGCUCCGGAGGCUAGAACUGGAACAGUUGUCCAGGCAGCAGCAGCAGGGUGGACUCGGAGGGCCAGGCUUUCCUAAUCCUGGCAUAGGAGGAGGCCCACCAUCUCGAGGUGACCCAAUGGACUUUCCCAGUUCCCGAGCCAUGAUGAGUCCUCCCAUUGGUGGUGCAGGUGGGGGCGGUGGCCCUUUAAUGAGAGAUAUUGUUGACUCUCCUUUAGGGGGAAACCUAAAUAUAAACAUGGGCAUGAACAUGAACCUGCAGCAGCAGCAAAUGUUGGUCCAGAAACUGCGAGGAGGACCCGGGGCAGAGAUGCUGACCCCCGAGGACAUCUCCCGCAUCAGGGCUGCACAGAACGGCCGGGUCGUAGCUAACAAAGGAAUGAUUCCUGGCCCAGAUGGACCUCUACAGUUCCCAAAUCAUGGCCCCUUUCCAGGUGGGCAAGGGGACGGACCUUACCUACAGCAGUCAGGCCCAGAGAUGUUUGGACCUGACCAGCAAGGUCCUCAAGGACCCCAAAUUAGCGGCACUUCCAGGCUUAGCCAUAUGCCCAUGAAUACGGGGCCGAGGGGUGCCGACAUGGGUUCACGGCAUCCAUCAGAUCUUUCCAUUAACAUCAACCCGAUCGGCUCCCCCGCCAUGCCCCCGCCACACCAGCUUAAGUCGCCCUCCCUCAGCCAGGAACCGUCACCACUCAUGCCCUCCCCUUCUGCCCCAGGCCUGAAGUCCCCCAGCCAGCUACCCCCCACCGGUCCACCGCACCCUCCUUUACCAGCAGCUUCCGGGGCAGGAACACCAUCUACCACGUCGAUGAAGUCCCCGCAGGUCAUGGGUUCGUCUCUGGGACUCCGCUCGCCGUCCGGCUCCCCUGGGCACCUCAAAUCUCCAGCCAUGCCUGUUGCCUCUCCAGGUUGGACUGCCUCUCCCAAGACAGCCCUGCCCAGCCCUGGGGGUCCACCCAGCAGUAAAGGGGUGGGGAAUGGAGGCAGCAGUUCCACUGAGACAGGAAUGUCCCUGCCUCCCAGGAGCUCCACCUCCACUCCCAGCAGUCAGCCUCCCGGCAUGCCUUUCACCUCGUCCCCCGACGCUCCACCCUCUCAGAACCCUCUGUCCCUCAUAAUGUCCCAGAUGUCCAAGUACGCGAUGCCCACGUCCACCCCCCUCUACCACGAUGCCAUCAAGACAAUCGCCACAUCUGAUGACGAGAUGACACCCGAUCGGCCCCUCCUUCCUGGAGGCAACAUGCCAGGAAAUAUGCCAAAUCACCAGUCCUCCCAGAUGCUCCUGUCCCAGGGCUCCAUGGGGCCUCAUAGCAGCCCUCAGAGCCCGAUGGGAAUGGUCCUCCAGGGAGGUCAGCAGUUAUCCCACGAUCCCUCUGGGCCAAUGCUGUCUUCCCCUAACCCCAUGAGCAUGUCGGCAAUGAUGGGCGGCGGAGGAGGCCCUCCGGACGGGAUCGGACCCUGCAAUGUGUCACCCAUGCACCCAUCCAGCCAAAUGGGCGGGUUCUCCCGCAUGCAGGGACCUUUACACUCGCCCAUCGGACCCAUGGGGCAGCAGUACCCGCCACCUCCCGACGAUGUCCUCCCUCCGCAGCAGAUGCACCUACUCAGCAAGGGCAUGCCGCAUCAGCGCCCCCCUCACCCGUCGGACUCUUUCCCCUCCAUGCCCAUGGGGGAGGGGCCGGACCUGAGCGAGGUCAUCAGGCCCACGCAUUCGGGCAUACCCGAGUUCGACCUGUCUCGAAUCAUUCCCGCCGACAAGCCCAGCAGCACCCUGCAGUACUUCCCCAAGAGCGAGGGCAUGUCCCAGCCCCCGCCGAACCCCCACCAGGGCCAGCCGCCCCAGCAGGUUCCCUCGGCCCAGCUCCUGAAGCAGCUGUCGGCGUCUGGCCCCCCUCACAGCUCCGCCCCCUCCUCCAACCCGCACAUCGCAAACUUGCAAAACAUGAUGGCGGAGCAGCAGCUGCCACUGCACCCGUCGCACUGCGGCCUGCGCCCCGGCAUGGUCAUGAACCAGGGGGGGUCUAGAGGUAUGGGCUCGGGUGGUGGCAUGGGCCCUGGGCCCAUUUGUCACCCAGGGCACCUGAUGGGCAGGACAGGUAUGCCCCCGCAGCAGCAGCAGCACCACCAUCAGCAGCAGCAACAGCAGGCCAUGAUGGCGAACAGCCUCCUGCAGCACCAGUCGCAGCACCCGCCGCAGGGCAUGAUGUCGCCGCAGCAGCACCCACACAACCUCAUGGCCCAGCAGAACCUCAUGAUGAUGCAGGCCAAGCAGAGGGGCAUGGCCAUUCCCGGGGAGCACUUUGGCCAGCAGGGGCCGCUGCUGUCCCCUCAGGGGCCCAUGAUGGGGCCUCCGCACCCACAGUCCGUCAUGAUGGGCCCCCAGGGUAUCAGGCAGAGGGGCAUGUCGUUGGACAGUCCGCUGGGCUAUGGACCGGGAGGCAUGCCCUUCUGAACACACCUCUCCUGUUUAAACCUGUAAAAACCUGUUGGUUUAUUUUUUUUGUUCUUUUUUUUUUUUUUCGUAUGGGUUACUUCCAACUCUUGACAUGUUUUUAUUGACGUUUAUUAUUGAUUGUGGCAAUCAGAUGCUAAUAUAAUUGUUAUUAGUAAUAAUAAUCUCUUAAUUCUGAGAUAUAAGAGAAGAGACAGGCUAAAUCAGUUCAGUUCAGCAGUUCAGCAGCAAUUUCUGAAGCCAUUUUUUAAAAUGUCUGUAAAAUAUGUAUAUUUCACAGAUCAAUGUGUUUGUUUUAAGGGGAGGUGACGGGACGGGCUGGGGGUUCGGGCGGGGUGGGGGGUUGGGUGAGAACUCUCAGUUUCUAAUUCCAUUUUUCUCUGGCUACCAAACUGUUGUGCAAGGGAAUAUAUAAAUAUAUAUAUAAAUAUAAAAUCUCUCUAUAUAUAGUUGCUGUAAAUAAGAUGCAAUUUGUGCUCGUUUGCAACUGUUCUGUAUAACUGUGUUUAAUAGAAGUCUAAAAGCAAAUAAUAAGAAAAAAAAUCUGUUCAAAUGUUCUUUGUGGUUGUUUUGUUUGAGAAAUUGGAUGAUUUUGAAUUGUGAGUGCUUAGGCCUGUCACAAUGAUUAUAUAAUCGUUAUCUUAAUUAUACUUAUUGUACACUAUAUGUAUAUACACUAUUUUAUUUUGAUGGCCUUAAGGGAGAAAUUUAGUGUGAAAUGGACUUGGGUUGUAGCGAAACAUGAUAAAUAGCCCACCCCAUUUAACCCCAGCAAUCUAAAAUACAGUAGCCAAUGCUUACAACAGGCUUACAAUGCCAGUGAUAGCUCCACACUUCAUUGGUAGAAUUCCAAGAGCAAAGUGCAAAGGUAGUUUAUUUAAAAAGACUUUAUACAGUAUACACACACAGUACCUUUAAUUAGUUCUCUGGGCGUGAUAACUUGACUGACAAGCACCAAUGAAUAGAUAGGAUAGGAGAAUAUUUUGAGCUUAUCGAUGAUGUAAAAAGAAUCAUUUAUUUGCAUGGGCAAUUGUAUGCCCUUGUCGGCUAAAUGCGCUGUGUUUCGUAAUAGUGGAGGUGAACGGAGGCGUUAUGUCGUUAUCAUGUCCAUUUUACAUCGGAUUUCUCCUUUAAUAUAUUUCCCAUUGUUAAUAAACAUUUUAUUUAUUUAUUUAUUUAUUUAUUACUGGUCAAAAAAAAUCAGUUAUUGUGACAGGCCUACGAAUGAUGGAAGGAAGAGAAGAAGACAAACAGCAGAGUAGACAAGUAAAAUUUAUUUUUGAACAUCAUGAUUUGCAUAUCGUAUAAAAAAAAAACUACUGCCUUUAUGCUCGGGCACUCAUCCAAAAUGCGGAGCGAAACACAGUAAAGCACAUCUCACAAUUAUCUACAGAAAUAUUUCAGAGAUAAAAGGGUAUAUUUGUCUUUGUACAUGCUCUGAACCUCAAUCAGUCACUUAACAUUCUACACAGACAUUUGUUCUAUAUGGACAAAAAUAUUGGGACACCUUUUACACACUAAUUAAUUGCCAUAGGUAUAUAAAAUCUAUGUUUUAGCAUGACGUUGUAGAGGUUCCUAAUGUUGUCCUGUGAUAAUCCAUCUCAUGCAGCAUGAAUAUUCUCACACAGUUCCUGCAGACUUUACUGUAGGGAUGUUAAGAAUGCUGAUAGAUCAUCCGAUAGCAUCCCACACAUUUUCAAUCAGGGACAGGUCUGGUGAUGCAGCUGGCUGUGGUAUGGUAUCACCUUUUCUAAAUGCGCACAAGACGAUGCUUAUCCACAUAGAGCUUACCAUGAAGACAGACACUAUGGCAUCACCACUCACAUCACCAGACCCAAUCCUGUUUAGGAUGCUGUUGAACGUGUUAUCAUCACUCCUACACGCCUACCACAAAAUCUAAAGGAACUGUGUGAGAAUGUUUGAGCUGCAUGGGCGUUAGGAACCUCUACAACUCUACAACAUGCUGAGACAUCGAGCAUGAAUAAAUACUGUCUAAAUAUCAGUCUAAA
Astyanax mexicanus (Mexican tetra) is the source of this 7031-nucleotide messenger RNA. It is a transcript of the gene bcl9l, whose product is annotated as bcl9 like. The record is from RefSeq and is a predicted model, not a curated record. Gene Ontology annotation, biological process: negative regulation of transforming growth factor beta receptor signaling pathway; canonical Wnt signaling pathway; positive regulation of transcription by RNA polymerase II. The coding region runs from base 460 to 5022 and encodes 1520 amino acids. The transcript has 9 exons. Lineage: Eukaryota; Metazoa; Chordata; Actinopteri; Characiformes; Acestrorhamphidae. Gene Ontology annotation, molecular function: transcription coactivator activity; beta-catenin binding. Gene Ontology annotation, cellular component: beta-catenin-TCF complex.